Molecule: messenger RNA, 2442 nt
Organism: Lactuca saligna
Lineage: Eukaryota; Viridiplantae; Streptophyta; Magnoliopsida; Asterales; Asteraceae
Source: the annotation of a GenBank genome assembly
GAUAAUAUUAUAGAGUUUGGUCUCUGGUUUAGACCGCCAUCUUGGCAACUUCCCAACUGAUUUCCUUCUUUCAAAUCUGUGUGUAGAAGUAAUGGAGUCGGCGUUUCAAAUCAGUUCAACUAAGUAACUUUGAUUUUUCUCUCUUUCAUUCAUCUUAUAUAAUAAAUACCCAAAUACUUAUUCGGAUCCGGUCGCAAAAUCAAUUUUCAAGGAGAAAUUAGGGUUCUUUUGACAGAGGUUUUAACAAUUUGUGAAAUCGGUGAGUUGUAUGCGAAAUUAAUGGUGGAGGUAGAGAUCAAACGCAAUAAAAUUACUAAUGGCGGUGGUAAGAACAUGAUAUGGAGGUGGAAAGUUGUUGGAGCUUUGAUAGCAGUUUUACUUGCUACAUCUCUAACUCCAUGGCUGCAUUCUCGGAGAUUCUCUUUUCUUCGUUCUCCCUGCCGUUGUUCUGAGGAUUCUCAUAAAUACACAGGCAUUGUUGAGGACUGUUGUUGUGAUUAUGAGACUGUUGAUAGUGUUAACGAAGCUGUUUUACAUCCCUUGUUGCAAGAGCUUGUUACAACUCCCUUCUUCAGAUAUUUUAAGGUUAAGCUAUGGUGUGAUUGCCCUUUCUGGCCUGAUGAUGGCAUGUGCAGACUCCGUGAUUGCAGUGUAUGUGAAUGUCCUGAAAAUGAAUUCCCUGAACCUUUCAAAAGACCACCAUUACUCUAUGGCCUUGCAAAAGAUGAUCUUAUAUGUCAAGAAGGAAAGCCAGAAGCUGCUGUUGAUCGAACACUAGAUACUAAAGUAUUUAGAGGCUGGCCUGAAGUAGAUAAUCCAUGGACUAAUGAUGAUGAAACUGAUAAUAAUGAAAUGACAUAUGUAAAUCUUCAAUUAAACCCUGAACGUUACACAGGAUACACAGGUCCUUCAGCAAGAAGAAUAUGGGAUGCUAUAUAUUCAGAAAAUUGUCCAAAAUAUUCAUCUGGAGAAAGUUGUCAAGAGAAGAAAGUGUUGUACAAGUUGAUAUCUGGUCUUCAUUCCUCAAUUUCUAUCCACAUAGCUGCUGAUUAUCUUCUUGAUGAAACCACCAAUCAGUGGGGUGCAAAUCUUGAAUUGAUGCAUGAUCGAGUCUUGAAACAUCCAGAACGUGUGCAGAAUCUAUACUUCACUUUCCUCUUUGUUCUAAGAGCUGUGACAAAGGCUGCUCCUUACUUAGAGGAAGCUGAGUAUGACUCUGGAAACCAUUUGGAGGAUCUGAAAGCCCAUUCAUUGAUUCGACAACUAAUUCACAAUCCCAAAUUACAAGCUGCAUGCCCUCUUCCUUUUGAUGAGGCUAAAUUAUGGCAAGGGCAAAUUGGUCCAGAAUUAAAACAACAGAUACAAAAACAGUUUAGAAACAUCAGUGCUCUUAUGGAUUGUGUAGGGUGUGAGAAAUGUCGUCUAUGGGGAAAGCUUCAAGUUCUUGGUCUUGGAACAGCAUUAAAGAUCCUAUUUUCUGUCGACAGUGAAAAACACCCAAAUCAACAUCUUCAGUUACAAAGAAAUGAAGUGAUUGCAUUGAUGAAUUUACUUAAUCGAUUGUCUGAAUCACUUAAGUCGGUAACUGAUAUGGGCUCUUCAGCUGCCAUGGAUGGGUUAAUGUUGCAAAAUCCCAAUGUAAAACCAAAAACAAUUGGUUUUAUUCAAAGAAUACAAAGGGCUCAUUGGUGGAAAAACAUGCCAAUGUCGCUACAAAUCUUGAAUUGAAGGGACCCAAAUCAAGUCACUAUCAGAGAUGAGAUAAGUUAAAGUGAAGAUAAGAUUAUAUACAGACAGAUACAAUGUGAAUAGAGCGGGAAAAAAAAACAACUACCAAAUAUAAUAGUAAUGUUUUGGACGUAAAAUGUUUUAGACUUUGUUAAAUAACUUUUGUAUCGUGUUAGAUUGUUUAAAUGUGGUGGUGUUUUUCCGCAAGUUUUGCUGCUAGUGAAGUCGACCAAAACCAAACUUCGUAACUUUUUUUUUAAAACCUAUUAACAUCUUUUGUUUAUCCUUGUAAAAUACUUUUUUAAGAGGGGAAAUUCACAAAAAUGGUCACUUAUUAAUUUAGGAUUAGAGAAAAUAACACACCCAUGUGAAGGGUUACUUAGUAGUUCGACUUCAGUACCCAUGAUUAUAUGGGUUAGCAAGUAGUCGUGUAGUUGAAGUGUUUGGUCGAAAUGAACACCCUUUCAGAAUAUGAUGAGCAUGCCUAUAACUUGAGUUUGAAAUGAAUACCAUCCAGAUGUACGUAAACUGAGAAUAUUUAUUCAUUCCUUCUUGAGUACUAAAAUAUUCUUCAUGAAAAAGAGUGGCAUAUGACUUAUCUAUAUUCAACCAACGAUGCCUUGAACCUAUUAAAUAUUGGGCAAAGUAUAUAACAUGUCAUUAGCAUUUAGCGGGAGAAAAUUCUAAAUGAUCCACAUAUACAUCAUAAGAUGC